AUGAGUACAAUUUUGGACACCUCCAUAUUUUGGGGGAAAUUUCUAUAUUAUAUUUUAGAAUCUUUAGUUUACAGGAUAAUUCCCAAGAAGAAGAAGAAUGUUGCUGGAAAGAUUGCCCUUAUAACAGGAGCUGGAAGUGGACUUGGGAGGUUAUUGGCCAUAACAUUUGCCAGCCUUGGAGCCAUUUUAGUUCUAUGGGACGUUAACGAAGAAGGCAACAUGGAAACGUGUCGAAUGAUCAAAGAAAAGGAUGAUGUGAAAGUAUUUGCCUACACACGUAACUGUGGCAACAGGCAAGACGUCUACAGAGUUGCUGAUCAGAAAGGGAAGCGGAAGAAAACAAUGGAUCCACUUCUGCUGCCUAUACUGGAGCAGGAAUAUGUUGCCCCAAAAGUUUUAAAUGCUAUUUUAGAGGAACAGGUUUACUGGAUAAUGCCCACACUUUUGCAUGUUGUGUUGCUCCUUAAAGAAAUAAUAUCUCCAGACAUGAUGAUCACCCUUGCCGAAACAUUGGAAUGGACACCUCCGUGGCUUUGUUGA
This is a messenger RNA of Aethalodelphis obliquidens (Pacific white-sided dolphin), 540 nucleotides long. RefSeq names its product short chain dehydrogenase/reductase family 16C member 5 (gene SDR16C5). Lineage: Eukaryota; Metazoa; Chordata; Mammalia; Artiodactyla; Delphinidae. Gene Ontology annotation, cellular component: lipid droplet. The record is from RefSeq and is a predicted model, not a curated record. The coding region runs from base 1 to 540 and encodes 179 amino acids. The transcript is spliced from 4 exons. Gene Ontology annotation, molecular function: oxidoreductase activity, acting on the CH-OH group of donors, NAD or NADP as acceptor.